Messenger RNA from Oldenlandia corymbosa var. corymbosa, 1575 nucleotides. The record is from the annotation of a GenBank genome assembly. Lineage: Eukaryota; Viridiplantae; Streptophyta; Magnoliopsida; Gentianales; Rubiaceae.
AUGAAGAUCAUCAGCUGCUACAUGGGCAUAUCAAGGCCUAAUUUAUUGCUUGGGCAUUUUGAGUUGCCUGUCAUCACAUUUUGUGAGCCCAAGUUGAUUUCGAUUGCUACCAACAAUGGGAGUAGGUUCAUCCAGUUACGCUGUUCGGCUACAGAUAGAACACUUUCCACUGCUUCCGUAGAUUUGUCCUCAUCCGAGACAAACAUAGGAAAUAAAGAGUAUUCGAGGCAGCAUAAGAUGUCUCCGUCAUUGUAUACUCACCCUAGUUUAGCACAGAUGAGAGCCGAGAGGACAGAAAAUCGUGCCCGUGUCUAUGAUUUCUUGAUGAGCAUUGGUAUUAUACCUGAUGAGCUUGAUGGGUUAGAGCUUCCUGUCACUGUUGAGGUUAUGCGUGAGCGUGUGGACUUCCUUCACACGUUAGGCCUCACUAUUGAAGAUAUCAACAAUUAUCCGCUGGUACUUGGUUGUAGUGUAAAGAAAAACAUGGUUCCUGUGCUUGAUUACCUUGGAAAACUGGGCGUUAGGAAGUCUACACUUACGCAGUUUUUGCGCCGAUACCCACAGGUUCUCCAUUCCAGUGUUGUUGUGGAUCUUGCGCCUGUUGUCAAGUAUCUUCAAGGAAUGGACAUAAAGCCAAAUGAUAUUCCUAGGGUUCUUGAGAGGUAUCCUGAAGUGCUUGGGUUUAAGCUUGAAGGUACCAUGAGUACUUCGGUUGCUUACUUGGUUGGAAUUGGGGUCGCGAGGAGAGAAAUUGGUGGGGUGUUGACAAGAUACCCGGAAAUUUUAGGAAUGAGAGUUGGCCGUACAAUUAAACCAUUCGUGGAUUAUCUACAAAGUUUGGGAAUACCACAAUUAGCUAUAGCCAGACUGAUAGAGAGCAGACCUCAUAUUCUUGGGUUUGGACUUGAAGAAAGGGUCAAAUCGAAUGUCAAAUCCCUUUUAGAGUUUAAUGUGAGGGAAACAAUGCUUGCAUCUGUGAUUGCUCAAUAUCCCGAAAUCAUUGGAAUUGAUUUAAAUCCAAAGCUUGCAAGUCAAAGGGAAUUCCUUCAUUCUGUCAUUGAUUUGGAUCUUGUAAGUUUUGGCAGGGUUGUAGAAAAGAUGCCGCAGAUCAUCAGCUUGAAUUCUGCAGCCAUAGUGAAACGCGUGGAAUUUCUCAAGGAAUGUCAAUUUUCCUUGGCACAGAUGAGGGAAAUGGUUGUUGGAUGUCCGCAGUUACUUGCUCUUAACCUUGACAUAAUGAGAAGGAGUUUUGAUUUCUUCCAGGACCACAUGGGAAGACCUUUGGAUGACUUGGUUUCUUUCCCUGCUUUUUUCACUUAUGGUCUCGUAUCGACGGUUAGACCAAGGCAUGCAAUGGUUGCAAAGAAAGGUUUGAAAUGUUCUCUUGCUUGGCUCCUCAAUUGUUCUGAUGUGAAAUUUGAGGAGCGCAUGUCGUAUGAUACCAUUGCCUUGGAUGAGAUGGAAGCUGGCGAUUCAUCAUCAUCAUUCAAUAUGAAUGCUUUACUGGAUAAUACCAGAAACAAUGACGACGAGGAGUCAGAAUAUUCUGAUUAUGAGGAUGACACUGAUAAUUGA